This is a messenger RNA of Oppia nitens, 2207 nucleotides long. RefSeq names its product cationic amino acid transporter 4-like. Gene Ontology annotation, biological process: transmembrane transport; amino acid transport. Gene Ontology annotation, cellular component: plasma membrane. The record is from RefSeq and is a predicted model, not a curated record. Bases 81 to 2207 code for a protein of 708 amino acids. Lineage: Eukaryota; Metazoa; Arthropoda; Arachnida; Sarcoptiformes; Oppiidae. The transcript has 10 exons. Gene Ontology annotation, molecular function: amino acid transmembrane transporter activity.
AUUUCAUGUCAACUAACAGUGCAUUGAUUGCAAAUAUAUUACUCACUUUUGGAUAAAGUAUAAGACGACAAAUCGAUGCAAUGGUUGACACGUUUUCAACUGUUCUCAAAAUUCUUUUGCGGCGAAAGACUAAUUCAUCACCAGUUGGUGGCAAACCUAUACCUCAAAAGUCAUUAUCUGUUGUCGACAUUACCUGUUUGGGUUUAUCAACGACAAUAGGAACCGGUGUUUACACAAUCCUCGCACAUACAGCUCGUGAAUAUAGCGGACCUUCAAUUGUAUUGAGUUUUCUUAUAGCUUCAGUGGCCUCAGGCCUCGCAGGACUGGCAUAUUCAGAGUUAUGCACUCGAUUUCCAAGUGGAGGUUCGGCCUAUUGUUAUGUGUAUUCAAUUUUGGGUGAAUUACCGGCUUUUUUGAUUGGUUGGUCAUUAGUUUUUGAAUAUUUUUUGGCUGUCAUAUUGUCGACUAAAUCCAUUACCAAUUAUAUGAACUACUUGUUAAACGACACGUUUGCCAAUAGCUUUACAUAUAAUGUAUUCAAUGAUUCAAAUGGUGGCAUAUUUUUUGACAUUCCCUCUGCUUUACUUCUAUUACUUAUUGGAUAUGUAUUAACACAAAAUCUCAAAAAUUCAUGCAUUUAUAAUAAUAUUCUGGUCUUUAUAUGUUUACUAAUCACUGUUGGAAUCCUAUUAAGUUGUCUAUCAUUAGCAGAUUGUGACAACUGGACAGCCGGUCCCGGAUUUUUUCCCAACGGAAUUGUCGGAAUAUUUUCUGGAGCAGCCGUUUGUUUAUUUGUAUUCAAUGGUUACGACAUUAUUGGUUUGCUAUCUUCAGAGUGUCGCCAUUCAUAUCAAAACACAACUUCUGCCAUAAGUUUAACGUUUGUGUUGUCUUUGAUGACAUCAUUUAGUCUCUCGAUUGCCAUCACAUUAUUAGUGCCUUUCUCUUUGCUCGAAACAAACGCAUCGCUUAUUAAAAUAUUUGUUACGAGAGGUUUGAAUGGUAUGAAAUACUUUGUGAUUAUGGGAGCCAUUUGUGGUCUAAUAUCGUCAACAAUUGCAUCUUUGCUUUCAUUAUCUCGUCUUUUGUAUUGUUUAUCAAACGAUGGCUUACUCUUCACUUUUCUUUCAAAAUACGAGUCCAACUCAGGAGUAGCCAAAUGUGCGACCAUUGUAUCAACAGUUGUCUGUGCCAUCACUUGCAUUCCAUUACAAACUACAACUAUAUUGAAUUUUAUCGGAACAGGAACUAUAUUUGCAUAUAUGACGGUCACUUUAUCAAUUUUAUCACUUCGCUAUUGUCGCACUGAAAAUUUGCCUUCAGAUUCAUGUGAAAUGCUAUUAAGAGAAAACAGUUAUAUAGAUAUUAGAGAAAAUUCAUUACAUAAUAUAACCCAAUCUAUAAGUGAUUACUAUCUUAAUAAAAGGCAAACUAUAUUGAAAUCAAUAGCAAAUGAUAGCCAAUUGAUUGAGGAGUUGCCUAAUGAUAACUGUUUGAGCGAAACAUUUUGCAAUUGCAUUCAAAGCGAUCGUCCAUUGAAUUGCAGUCAUCAUCACAGCUAUGGAUCGCUUCCAACCGCAAGAACAUUGUCUGUCGAGUUAAUCAAUCAAACAGUCAUUACAUCGGUUUCUAAUCUAUCACUUACUACAAGACAAGAACCAACUGUUAAGUCUGAAAAAUUUGUUUUAGUCAUAUUACCUAUUAUGAUGGCAACAAUGUUUAUAAUGGCCAUCACAACAGUACAUAUGCCAAACCUAUUACCCGUUGGCAUCCAAUGGAGUUUACAAUUGUUUUCCACUCUUUUAUUUAUUGUUAUAUGUGUUUGUGUGGCACUGAUGACAGGUCAGCCCCGACAUCAUGUCUCGACUUCCAACAAUAGUAUGCCGUGUAUACCAUUAUUACCCAUUUGCUCCAUUUGGUUGGAUAUACACUUAAUCGUAUGUUUACCAUACACUUCUUGGUUGGCAUUUCUCAUUUGGUGCUUAUUUGGUAUUUUUGUUUAUAUGAGUUUUGGGGUCUGGAAUAGUGUUCAGGCUUUGGAUGGCUUACAACCUUUAGAUAGCAUAGAGUGCUUAGAGACCAUUGAUGGCGAUGAUUGCAAUGCACACGAAGACUAUCAAUAUAUUAAUGAAUUAGCACUCAUUGAGACCAGUGAUGAAAGUCAAGAGUUUAAUAUAUGUGACAUUAUAGUCGGAUCAUCCGUUUAA